This is a messenger RNA of Colletotrichum spaethianum, 2559 nucleotides long. RefSeq names its product alanine/arginine aminopeptidase. Gene Ontology annotation, molecular function: peptide binding; zinc ion binding; metalloaminopeptidase activity. Gene Ontology annotation, biological process: peptide catabolic process; proteolysis. NCBI's taxonomy places the organism in Eukaryota, Fungi, Ascomycota, Sordariomycetes, Glomerellales, Glomerellaceae. Bases 1 to 2559 code for a protein of 852 amino acids. The transcript has 4 exons. Gene Ontology annotation, cellular component: cytoplasm. The record is from RefSeq and is a predicted model, not a curated record.
AUGGCUGAUCGCGAAGUCCUCCCGGAGUCCAUCCGGCCCUCCCACUACGAAAUCGUCCUCAACGCCCUCGAGAUCAAGCUCCUCAGCGCAAAGAUCGCCGUCGGCCACACAAAGUCGACGCAAUCAUGGGAGACCUCCAACUUCAGCUACGGCGAGAAGCAGCAGCGCGCCACCAUCACCUUUGACGAGGAGAUCCCCCAGGCCCAGAAGGCUGCCCUCACCAUCGAAUUCGAGGGAAUCAUCAACAACGAGAUGGCCGGUUUCUACCGCAGCAAGUAUAAGCCCACCGUCGAGCCCGCCAAGUCGGUGCCCCGCGACGACGAGUGGCACUACAUGUUCAGCACCCAGUUCGAGUCCUGCGACGCCCGCCGCGCCUUCCCCUGCUUCGACGAGCCCAACCUCAAGGCCACGUUCGACUUUGAGAUUGAGAUCCCCGACGACCAGGUCGCCCUCAGCAACAUGCCCGUCAAGGACACUAAGAAGACCAAGGAAGGCUGGCAGCUCGUCUCCUUCGAGACCAGCCCCAAGAUGAGCACCUACCUCCUCGCCUGGGCCGUCGGCGAUUUCGAGUACGUCGAGGAGUUCACCGAGCGCCGCUACAACGGCAAGCAGCUGCCCGUCCGCGUCUACACCACCCGCGGUCUCAAGGAGCAGGGCCGCUGGGCUCUGUGGCACGCGCCCCGCAUCAUCGACUUCUUCUCCGACAUCUUCGGCAUCGAGUACCCCCUGCCCAAGGCCGACCUGCUCGCCGUCCAUGAGUUCACGCACGGCGCCAUGGAGAACUGGGGUCUCGUCACCUACCGCACCACCGCCGUCCUCUUCGACGAGAAGACGUCCGAGGCGAGGUACCGCAACCGCGUCGCCUACGUCGUCGCCCACGAGCUGGCCCACCAGUGGUUCGGCAACCUCGUCACCAUGGACUGGUGGGACGAGCUCUGGCUCAACGAGGGCUUCGCCACCUGGGUCGGAUGGCACGCGACUGACUACCUCCACCCGGAGUGGCAGGUUUGGUCGCAGUUUGUCAACGAAGGCAUGGAGAUGGCCUUCAAGCUGGACGGCAUCCGCGCCAGCCACGCCAUCCACGUGCCCGUCAAGGACGCCCUCGACGUCAACCAGAUCUUCGACCACAUCAGCUACCUCAAGGGCUGCUCCGCGAUCCGUAUGCUCGCCAACCACCUCGGCGUCGACACCUUCCUCAAGGGCGUGUCCAACUACCUCAAGGCCCACCAGUACGGCAACGCCAAGACCAAGGCGCUGUGGGAUGCCCUCACCGAGGCCUCUGGCAAGGACGUCAACAAGCUCAUGGGCCCCUGGAUCUCCAAGAUCGGCCACCCCGUGCUGACCGUCGCCGAGGAGCCCGGUCAGAUCUCUGUCAAGCAGUCCCGCUUCCUGUCCACGGGCGACGUCAAGCCCGAGGACGACGAGACCACCUGGUGGAUCCCGCUCGAGCUCGAGGGCAAGGUCGGCGCCAAGGGCAUCACGUCGCUGUCUCUUGAGAAGAAGGAGGACACGAUCCGCGACAUCGACACCGAGUUCUACAAGCUCAACUCGGGCGCCUCCGGCUUCUACCGCCGCCUCCUCAAGCUCGGCCAGCAGCUCGACCGCCUCAGCACCGAGGACAAGAUCGCCAUCAUCGGCUCGGCCGCCGACCUCGCCUUCUCCGGCUACGGCACCACCGCCGCCCUGCUGUCCUUCGUCCAGGGCUUUGCCAAGGAGGACAACUACCUAGUGUGGAGCCAAGUUCUCGACUCCAUCGCCCUCGUCAAGUCCAUCUUCAGCGACGACGAGACCAUCAAGAAGGGCCUCGAGGCCUUCACCCUGAAGCUGAUCAACGACGUUGUCGCUAAGAUGGGCUGGGACUUCCCCGAGGGUGAGAGCUACCUCGACGGUCUGCUGCGCAAGAGAGUCCUCGUGACUGCCGGUGUCAACGGCCACGCUGGCGUCACCGAGGAGGCCACCAAGCGCUUCAAUGCCUGGGUUGAGUCCCCCGAGUCCAACCCGCUGCACCCGGCCCUCCGCACCCCCGUCUUCCGCGUCGCCAUCAAGAACGACACCGCCCGCGCGGUCGAGGCCCUCAAGAAGGAGUGGUUCACGACCCCCGCCAUCGACGGCAAGGAGAUCUGCCUUUCCAACCUCGGCUUCGUCCGCGACCCCGAAAUCAUCAAGAACACCCUCCUCCCCUUCCUCUUCAACAAGUCCCCGCCCGCCCCGGCCUCGGACUCGGUCCCCGCCGGCGACAUGCACUCCCUCGGCUCUGCCCUCGCCGGCAACUCGGCCGCCCGCCAGCUGCAGUGGGACUACGUCAAGGCCAACUGGGACGCCUGCGUCUCCAAGCUCGGCAACCCCAUCGUCGUCGACCGCUUCAUCCAGGUCUCGCUCGGCAAGUUCACCGACUUCGCCGCCGUCGAGGACAUCGAGGCCUUCUUCGCCGACAAGGACACGAGCGCCUUCAGCCGCACCCUCGAGACCGUCAAGGACAAGGUCCGCGGCCGCGCCGCCUACCGUGAGCGCGACGCCGAGAAGUUGAAGGAGUGGCUUGUCGCCAACAAGUACGCGUGA